Arxiozyma heterogenica is the source of this 1449-nucleotide messenger RNA. RefSeq names its product Snu56p (gene SNU56). The transcript has a single exon. The record is from RefSeq and is a predicted model, not a curated record. Gene Ontology annotation, biological process: mRNA splicing, via spliceosome. Lineage: Eukaryota; Fungi; Ascomycota; Saccharomycetes; Saccharomycetales; Saccharomycetaceae. Gene Ontology annotation, molecular function: mRNA binding. The coding region runs from base 1 to 1449 and encodes 482 amino acids.
AUGUCUAGUAGAAAGAGACCAUAUUCUAGUGAUAAAUCAAGUAAUUGGACCCCACAUCCUGUGAAAAGAUUUAAAAGAUUUUAUAGCCCUGUGCUUAAUAUUAACAGCAAUACUUUAUUUGAUAAAUUUGAGUCACAAGAUAUAUGGAGGAAUUUAGAUAGAAUCAAAAAAAAUAGAUCAAAUUCGAAUAAAAUCAUUAAAAAUAGUGUGUUAUUCAUUGAUCCACCUCAAACAAAGUUUACUCAGGAUUCAAUCAAUUUUUUACUCCAAUACAUUCCUCCUUCAAAGUUACAUUACUCAAAGAUCAAAGAGCGGUACUAUAUUACCCUUGAAAAGUUUUCUUUACUGGACUGCUGUCUUGUUAUACCUAUACUGUCAUCCAACAAGGAUAAAACAUGGAUACAACCAUAUAAUAAAGAUUUUACACAAAUAUCAAAGGAUCUUCAUUUAAGUGGGUCAAUAUUUGUCCCACAAAAUUGUUAUUGGAUGAAGGAUCAUAUGGUCAAAGAAUCUCUUCUAACUCCAACAAAUUUCACUGUACAGGAAUCCAAAAUUGCUCAAUUGGCAAGUUUUAGAAAAUUUCACUUAAGGUUACAUAAUGGUGCUAGUUUAACAUAUUUUAUAAAUGGUAUUAUAGACUUUAUUUCUUCUUUAAAGUUUGGUAAAAACCCUUCCAACGGUAUCAGGAAACAAUUUGGAAUGGUUUUAAACAGUUAUUAUAAUAAUUUAAAUCAUCAUAUUAUGGAAACAUCACUAAUUGGGAAUGCACUUGUUGAUGUUGUUAGAGUGAAAAAUCAAAAUAUGCCUUUAAUAAAAAGUACGAAAGAAUCUAUUAAUGACUAUAUUAAUCAACUUAUUACUUUCAAUAAGAUAAAUGUAGCUGAUGAUGAUAUAAAUAGUCAAACUGUUAUAAAAAAUACCAUAAAUCAUGCUAAGAACGUAAAAUAUGACAAUCAAGAACAAACCAACUUGAAAAGAACCAAUUCAAAAAUAAUUAAUGGAGACAUCAAUAAAAACUAUUCUAUGCAGAACAAAGAUAUCUUUAAGCCAUCGAGUCAAAAGGAUAUAUCUCAAAUGAAACCGAAAUAUAUAAGUCAAGAUGAUAUUAAACAAUAUUGUAUUUGUACUAUAAAGGCAUCAUUAGAUGCAGUCAAGAAAAUGGCCUCUGAUAUGAUCUUUAAAGUGUAUAUUAAAUGUCCAAAACAGAAUUAUGCGGAAAAAAUAAAUCAAAAUCUUGAUAAUAUUAGGUCAAAGACUAAUUGUAAUGUAGUGAUACUGCAUAUCAAUAAUAUUCCUGAAUCAAGAGAAUGGUUUAAUGCUUUGGACAUGAGCAAGUACACUUCUAUUAACGAUCCACCCCUAACGACAAUCAAAGUAGUCAGUAUUGGGGGCAUUGGAGAAUACGUAGAUCAAGCUUUGGAAAUGGUUAUGAAAAUAUUACAAGCAUAA